AUGGACGAGAUUGCCAAGGAAUACGACGUUGUUGUCCUCGGCACUGGCCUGACCGAGUGCAUCCUCUCCGGUGUUCUCAGUGUCAAGGGCAAGAAGGUUCUGCACAUUGACCGAAACGACCACUACGGCGGUGAGGCUGCCUCCGUCAACCUCGAGACCCUAUUCAAAAAGUACGGCAGUGCCACCGGUGACAAGCCGUGGGAGAAGUAUGGCCGCCUCAACGACUGGAACAUUGACCUGGUCCCCAAGCUGCUCAUGUCCUCUGGCGAGCUGACCAACAUUCUGGUCUCUACCGAUGUCACCCGUUAUCUCGAGUUCAAGCAAGUCACUGGCAGCUUUGUCCAGCAGGGUGCCUCCCCCAAGGCCACCGUCGCCAAGGUUCCUUCGGAUGCUGGCGAGGCCCUCAAGUCACCCCUCAUGGGCCUCUUUGAGAAGCGCCGCAUGAAGUCCUUCAUUGAGUGGGUUGGCACCUUUGAGCUCAAGGACUCUGCCACUCACAAGGGUCUCGACAUGAACAAAUGCACUAUGAACGAGGUCUAUGACAAAUUCGGUCUCGAGGCUGGCACCAAGGACUUUAUUGGCCACGCCAUGGCUCUCUAUCUGACCGACGACUAUCUGACGGCCAAGGGCGAGGCCCCCAACGCCAUCGAACGCAUCCGCCUCUACGGCAAGUCGGUGGCUCGCUACGGCAAGUCGCCAUACAUCUACCCCCUGUACGGUCUCGGCGAACUGCCUCAGGGCUUUGCCCGCCUCUCCGCUAUCUACGGUGGUACUUAUAUGCUCAACACAACCGUCAAUGAGUUCAUAACCGAGGGCGGCAAGACCGUCGGCAUCAAGGCCACCAUGACUGGUGCCGAGGACUUGAAGUUCGAGACCCGUGCCAAGCUGAUUCUUGGUGACCCUUCCUACUUCCCUGGCAAGACCAAGGUUGUCGGACACGUCCUCCGUGCCAUCUGCAUUCUCAAGCACCCUCUUGCCGGUACCAACGACAGCGACUCCUGCCAGCUCAUCAUUCCUCAGUCCCAGGUCGGCCGCAAGAAUGACAUCUACGUUGCCUGCGUUUCUUCGGCCCACAACGUUUGCCCCAAGGGCUAUUGGGUUGCCAUCGUCUCUACCAUUGCCGAGACCGAGGCCAACCAUCACCUCGAGCUCCAGGCUGGUCUCGACCGCCUCGGUGCUAUCGAGGAGCAGUUCAUGGGCCCUCCCAUCCCCAUGUACGAGCCCCUCGAGGACGGCACCAAGGACAACAUCUUCAUCUCCAAGAGCUACGACGCCACCAGCCACUUCGAGACCACGACCGACGAUGUCAAGGAUAUCUACCGCCGCGCCACUGGCGAGGAGCUCAAGGUUGAGGGCCUGAGGGAGGGCAUUGUUGUUGCUGACGAGCAAUAA
Cordyceps militaris CM01 is the source of this 1392-nucleotide messenger RNA. Its product is annotated as rab GDP-dissociation inhibitor. Gene Ontology annotation, cellular component: cytoplasm. NCBI's taxonomy places the organism in Eukaryota, Fungi, Ascomycota, Sordariomycetes, Hypocreales, Cordycipitaceae. The coding region runs from base 1 to 1392 and encodes 463 amino acids. The transcript has 8 exons. Gene Ontology annotation, biological process: protein transport; vesicle-mediated transport; small GTPase-mediated signal transduction. The record is from RefSeq and is a predicted model, not a curated record. Gene Ontology annotation, molecular function: Rab GDP-dissociation inhibitor activity.